AACAAACGGGAGAUCAGUGCAGUGCCUUUAUUUAAGUAGUGAAGAGGUUCAAUAUUAAUAUAUAUUGUUCCUGAUUUAUUUUUAUUUUUUAUAAAUAUAAUUUAAUAACACAUAACCAAUCAUGAGGAAAAUUGUGUUUUCGUGUCUUUUGCUGAUCGCAGCCCAUGCCGCGUACGCUCACCCCGCCGCCGAUGAGGGUGCAGCUCCGGUUAUUGACGAAAAUGCCGGACUUGAAAAAAUCUACAAAGUCAUGCAAGAAUGUUCCGAAAAGAACGUAGCCACCUGUUUGAAAAUGAGAGCUUUACAAUAUGUUGACCAUGCUCUCCGUCGGUCUGACGAUAUCGACGUCUUCGAAGGUAUCAGUUUGGUAAAAACUGGACCAGUUGAAUCUUCCCGUGGACUUAAUGGACGUUCUUUAUCUGAAUCUGAAUUGGACGAUAACGCAGCCAAAGAUGGCGAUGACAAAGAUGCCGCUGUCGAAAACCUUUUGUUGGACCGUAUCGCUAGAUUCUUCGAAAGCCACACUCUCCAACUUAAAGUCCCUGAAUCCAGCAUCUCUGGCAUGAGGAGAUCUCUCGAAGAAGCCCGAGGCAAGAAGAAGAAGCAACAAAAAAUGUUGAUGCCUUUGUUGAUGAUGUUGAAAAUGAAGGCCAUCGCUCUUAUACCUUUGGCUAUUGGUGCCCUCGCCUUAUUGGCAUUCAAAGCUCUCGUUGUCGGUAAGAUCGCUCUUGUCUUGGCCGUUAUCAUCGGAAUCCAAAAAUUGUUGGCUAACAAACACACCCCAUCCGUCGAAGUUCAUCCACAUUACACCGAAGAACACGGUCACCAUUACAAACGGUCAUUGGACGCCCAAAAUAUGGCUUACCGUGGUCAACAUUAAUUACCUUAAGAUCAUAACAUAGCGGAACCCUAUUCCUUAUGUGAAUCUCCACUAACCAUCUAGUGAUGAUAACUUAUUUGUAAAUAGAUAAAAACAAAACGUACCCAAAACUUAAUUUAUUUGAAAACAUAAUUUCAUUAUUGACAUUAUUUUACGUUUAUUCUCGUUUGUUACUUUUGCAUUUCUAUAUUCAUCUGUCUUGAAAUAUUCGGUAUUCACAGACUAUUAAUGUAGCUCGUCGUAUCAUCAAUGACCGAUAACGGUUUCUAUCUAACCAGUUUUCAGAUAAAGUUCACGUGUUUACGAGGAACGCAGGCCCCCAUUAAAAAACGGAAGUUAACCUAUUGGCAUAUACACGCGUUGUAUAUUUAGGUCAACUAAUACAAAAUAUUAACGAAAAAGGGUAAUAUAUUCCAAAACUUGUUUCAAAAUAUCUAUAGUAGAAAUUAUUAGAAAUACAUUCUCUUGGCUAGCGCCAUAUUGACCUUCUAUCUGACUACUCGUUUUACCUAACACGCGCGCUCUUCUUUCGAUAUUAAUGUAUGACUAUCAUGACUGACUAAAUAUAACUACCUACUAAAAUAAACUUGUACGAUUAACCAAAGACUACAAGACCUGACCGAACAGCAUAGCUUACAGACCAAUGUUAUUAUUUAUUUUAUUUAAUUAAUUGUAAUAUGACGUUUUACCAUUGUACUGAAUGAUGUACAUCAAAGACUUAUUUAAAUAAAACAAUUUUGUUCGAUGUA
This is a messenger RNA of Daktulosphaira vitifoliae (grape phylloxera), 1629 nucleotides long. RefSeq lists its product as uncharacterized. The transcript has 2 exons. The record is from RefSeq and is a predicted model, not a curated record. Lineage: Eukaryota; Metazoa; Arthropoda; Insecta; Hemiptera; Phylloxeridae. Bases 122 to 880 code for a protein of 252 amino acids.